Messenger RNA from Nothobranchius furzeri (turquoise killifish), 1599 nucleotides. RefSeq names its product NIMA-related kinase 6 (gene nek6). NCBI's taxonomy places the organism in Eukaryota, Metazoa, Chordata, Actinopteri, Cyprinodontiformes, Nothobranchiidae. The record is from RefSeq and is a predicted model, not a curated record. Gene Ontology annotation, molecular function: ATP binding; protein serine/threonine kinase activity. Gene Ontology annotation, biological process: chromosome segregation; positive regulation of canonical NF-kappaB signal transduction; regulation of mitotic metaphase/anaphase transition. Gene Ontology annotation, cellular component: cytosol.
ACAUGUAAUUCUAUAUAUUUGCUACAUGAUGUCAGACUCAAUAUAUGUGUGAGUUAUACUGCUGGGGAACACACUGGAUUAUCCUGGCUCACCCCUUUAGUAUAGACUGUUGGAGGACAGACUGACCACAUUCACCCUAUCUGAAGGCUUUACACCAUGUUUGUACUAUUUCUGCCAGUAACCUUUUUUGCAGAAAUGAGGACGGGUCCAACCCAUGUGUCUGUCUGUCUCUCUCCUGCCCUCUCAGACCCCGUCUGUCCAUCCGCCCAUCCUGAAAGUGGAGGAGAAUGGAGGGGGGAGGGGGGAGGGAGGAAGCAACGUUUGACCUAAUUAGCUUUUGAGAAAACGCUGCCACAUUUCCUCCUCAUCAGCCCUCCAGUCUCCGUUACUUCAGAACAAGGUUCUUCUCCAGCACAGCGCACCCAGAACCGACCGAACCACUCAGAGGGACGGUUCGGAUGGGCUGCACAACGGAGUCUCGAACUUUCGGGUCUUUCUGCUCCCAGAACUCUCCUCUUCCCUCCAGUCCAGCACUCGCUGCCAACUGCAGCCACUUCCGAUGACACACAGGAAGUGAACCACAGAAAAACAUGUCAGGACAUAAAAACUGCUGUAUUAUGGCAAACUUCCGCAUUGAAAAGAAAAUUGGUCGGGGUCAGUUUAGUGAAGUCUACAAGGCCACGUAUCUGCUGGAUGGACAGCUGGUGGCGCUCAAGAAGGUCCAGAUUUCUGAGAUGAUGGAUGCAAAAACCCGUCGGGACUGCAUCAAAGAGAUCGAUCUCUUAAAGCUAAAUCACCCUAAUGUGAUCAAGUACCUGGACUCCUUCAUUGAAGGCACCGAGCUCAACAUUGUUCUGGAGCUGGCAGAUGCUGGAGAUCUGUCCCAGAUGAUACAGUACUUUAAAAAGAAGAGGCGACUCAUCCCAGAAAGGACCAUCUGGAAAUAUUUUGUGCAGCUGUGCAGUGCCCUGGAGCACAUGCACUCACGCAGAGUAAUGCACCGUGAUAUCAAGCCAGCCAAUGUGUACAUCACAGCCACAGGGGAGGUGAAGCUGGGGGACCUCGGAUUAGGACGCCUUUUUAGUUCUAAAACUACCGCAGCUCAUUCUUUAGUGGGAACACCUUACUACAUGUCCCCAGAGAGGAUCAAUGUGGAUGGAUAUAACUUCAAGUCAGAUAUCUGGUCCUUGGGGUGUCUCCUGUAUGAGAUGGCUGCCCUACAGAGUCCCUUCUAUGGAGACAGGAUGACCCUUGUGUCUCUCUGCCAGAAGAUUGAGCUUUGUGAUUACCCUCCUCUUCCUCCUGACCAUUACUCUGAGAAGCUGCGAGACCUGGUCAGCAUGUGCAUCAACCCAGACCCGGACCAAAGGCCUGACAUUGACUUUGUGCUUCAGACUGCCAAACAGAUGCACAUGUGGAGCUCCAGUAGCUGAACUCCACUCAUCAUCUCUGCUUCCUCUGAGGAACUGGACCCACAUGAUGGGAGAGAUGUCUGAAGCUGUAGAAAUCUGCACCAUUUCAAACAAGUGGAGCGUUGUGUUUCCAUUAUUACUUGUCAUCAUAUCAAGUCCAAACUAAAAAGACAAUGUGUGGCUUUGA